Messenger RNA from Closterium sp. Naga37s-1, 2535 nucleotides. NCBI's taxonomy places the organism in Eukaryota, Viridiplantae, Streptophyta, Zygnematophyceae, Desmidiales, Closteriaceae. The record is from the annotation of a GenBank genome assembly.
AUGCAGCUUAAGGAGAUAACGAUUCAGUCUUCUGGCGGGUACACAUCAACCCUCACUGCAGUCACGCUACACUGUGCACGCAUCCCUCUGCCUCGCUCCCAAGCUGACAUACCUGUAGCCUCGGAUGCAGGCUCGGCCCGAGCCUCCGGUGCAGGCUUGGAAAGAGGUUUAGGAGGCUUGGACGGAAGGCGUGGGACUGCAGAAGGUGUGGAAAGGAAGCAUUGGGUAAGGAGGAGGGAUGGGGCGAGUAGUAGCACGCACAGGCGCCUCAUUAGCCGCAGAAGUGACACCGACAGCAGCAGUGAGAUGAGUGAGAGGAACAUGAGGAGCACUUCUGGUGUGAGCAGGGACGGCGGGGAGAGCAGGGAACACAGAGAAACCAUGGAAGUCAGGGAGAUCAGAGUGAGCAGUGUUUAUGAUGGCAGGGAGGUGAGAGAGAGCAGAAGUCGCAGUGGCUCUGCCCCUGAGCCAGCAGACAAGGUACUCUCGAGAAGCAGCAGCGUGGAAUCAGCGUCUGGGUCCACUUUCAGGUCUCGCCUGGGCAGAGUGAUGCCCGAAUGGGUGAGGAGGGCGUGGAGUACCGUGAGGCACGCUGCGGCUGACCCCUCCGACGCACUGCAUUCGACUUUUGAGGCGUCUCAAAGGGCGUGGAGGGCCGUGAGGCACGCUGACCCUUCCGACGCACUGCAUUCGUCGCUGGUACUACAGCUGCCAUCAUCACCAUCCCCGUCACCAUCCCCCCCCUCCUCACCAUCCCCACCACCCCCGCCAUCCCCCUCGUCGAUGAUAUCACUGGACUCCUCCUCAUUCUCACCUGCCUCGUCGUUGCUAGCACCUGUACACCACGACCACAGGAACCAUCUGACAAACCUCACAACCGCUCUCCACUCAGAUGUGCUCAGAACCCUGUCGCUCAGGCGAGACCUGCGCAGCAUACAGCCUGGCAGACCCUCCCCUCUUCUUGCUGCCUCUGCUGCUUUUGCUGGUGCUACGGCUGCAGCUGCUGAUGCUACUGGAAGGCAAGGUGGAUUUGCUAAGGGCGCUGCUAACAUGGGACCUUCUGUACGAUCUGCUUCUGAUGCAAGGAACAAGGGGACAGAUGUGCCUGGUGAUGCUGCUGCAGCAGACAGGGAUGUAGCUUUUGCAAUGAGUGACGUGGCUACUGCAAACAGUGACGUGGUGACUGCCAACAGUGACGUGGCUACUGCCAACAGUGACGUGGCGGGGGCGAGAGAAGGGGGGGAAGCGACAGCAGCGGACGAGGGCGCGUUCAGUGGUUUCGGUGGCGAUGCUCGCUACUUCAAGAGGCUGGGGGGUGGCAGCAAUGCGUCGUGCAGCAGUGCAGAUACAGUGGAGGGGCUCUCCACGGUGUUCCCUGCGGAGCUGUCAGGGAAGCUGCGCAUCCUCCUUGAGGUCUCCUUCUCCCAUCUCCAUCUCCCUCGUGGGUCGUACAGCAGUGGCAGCAGUGCAGACACCUUCAUUGGAGGAGCUCUCUACACUCCUCCCUUCCCUUCCCUGCCGGGCUGCUCAAGGUGUUUGGGCAGCACGGACGAGAAGCCAUCACCACUGAGCUGGGCUUUAACCUUCUCAGGGCCCUCGUGGAGAGAGGUGGGUGGCGGAGAGGGAAGUGACGAAGAAAGGAGGAGGGUCAAGGUGUUUGGGCAGCACGGACGAGAAGCCAUUACUACCGAGCUGGGCUUUAACCUGCUCAAGGUUCUCGUGGGGGAGAGGGAGGUGGUUGAGAAGGGAGCGGCGGAGAAAAGCGACGAGUCGGGAGGAGGGGAGGAAGUUACGGAGGGAGAAGAGAAGGAAGGGAAGGGUGAAGGGAAAGAGGAGAAGAGUGAGGAAGUGGAGGAGAAGGGGGAGGGGGGUAGGGAGGGGGGAGGGAAGGAGGGGUCUGAGGGUGGAAUAAGGUGGGAGCAACUGGCUCUGAUCUGGCCACACCUGGUUAUCACGAUCGUGCCCAUGGAGAAUGUGAACGGGAGGAAGAAGGUGGAGGCAGGCGAGCUUUGUGAACGACGAAACGGGCGUGGUGUGGACAUUAACAGGAACUGGGACUGCGACUGGGGCGUGAAAGAAAAGGACUACAACCCUCUGGAGGAGGCUCCUGGGACCCACGCAUUCAGUGAGCCAGAGGCAGAGGCGAUGAGGCGGCUGGCGGUGUGGUUCCGACCGCACGUGUGGGUGAACGUGCAUUCGGGCAUGGAGGCGUUGUUUACUCCGCUGGACCACAGGGGGGAUGGUGUGGAUGCAAACACACUUGCAGCCAUGCACUCUCUCUUAGAGCGCCUGGAUGCAAGCCACUGUGGUGCUCGCUGUGUCAUCGGCUCUGGCGGGGGCUUUGUGGGCUACUUUGCCCACGGCACGGCCACUGACUGGAUGUACGAUGUGCUGCGAGUGCCACUCGCCUUCACGUUUGAGACAUUUGGAGAUGAGAGUUUUCCCACCUCCGACUGCUUCCCACUCUUCAACCCCAUCACAACUGAUAAGUUCCAGGUACCCACUCCGGCUCCCCUGUGCUAUCCCAUAGAGUAG